This is a messenger RNA of Aspergillus alliaceus, 644 nucleotides long. RefSeq lists its product as uncharacterized. The record is from RefSeq and is a predicted model, not a curated record. Bases 30 to 458 code for a protein of 142 amino acids. The transcript has a single exon. NCBI's taxonomy places the organism in Eukaryota, Fungi, Ascomycota, Eurotiomycetes, Eurotiales, Aspergillaceae.
UUUUUUUUUUUUUUGAUAUACUCUCUGGGAUGAUUUCCCUUUCUUUGCGCUGUACAAAACGAAUGGUCUUACAAGGCGUUUACAUAUCCGGUUUUCUCAUUCGGCCUGGUUUCCGUUCCGUUCUUAAUUUGGUGCGCUCGUUCGGUCUGGAUUCUACCAUGGCCACUUCAUUCGUUAUUGUUAUUUUCUUUUUGCCAUUUAUUUAUACUCCCUCGGUUCUGGCUUGGGGUUCGCUGCUGGCCAAUGACGCCCCGGAUAGAGUGCUGUGUCUGUCCAGCCAUGCCUGCGGCUCUUUUGUGCAAGUCGGAAGAUGGGGGAGAGAGAGGCGUUUCCAGCAAGUGCACACCUCGGCGCUGAUAUUCUUUUCCUACUUUGCUUUCCCAUUGAGAUUACGGACUGGACUCUGGAGUUUUCGUAUGUGGGGUUUCAUUUCUGGUGAAUUUUUUGAGGACCUGUGAUUUUAUCGGACUUUCCUUUCUUGUUUUGAUACUCUUUAUUUCCUCCCCCCUUCAUAAAAGAAUCCCAAGGAGACCCGUAGUAGGGUUUCCCCUAUGUGAGAGAUACCUUCGCCUGGCGUGAAAUUGUGUGUUAAGUAAUUGUGGAUAUAGUAGCAAUUCGAGUCGAAAAUAGGUGCAAGGAGAGGC